Molecule: messenger RNA, 4594 nt
Organism: Chara braunii
Lineage: Eukaryota; Viridiplantae; Streptophyta; Charophyceae; Charales; Characeae
Source: the annotation of a GenBank genome assembly
CUACAGUCCCACUGUCAAGCCAGGCCCAAGUAAGUAUGCAACAACCUGUUUCAGCAGCUAUGCAGCCGCUGCAGCAAGCUCCUCGGCCCAUGCAGCCUAUGCAAUGAAUGCCCAAGAUACCUCUGAUGAGUCCCAAGCCUUUCUCUGGAGAUAGGAAGAAGGAGGAAGACUUGGACACCUGGGUGAGGACUGUGCCUACUUAUGUGAGGCAUAAACUCACAAGGCCAGAGCAAGAAAUUGUAGUGGCUGCCUCCUUUUUAGAGGGGUCAGCAGCCCGCUGGUUGAAUGACUUAGUGCAGCAACAGGGCUAUGGGGAGGAUUUCGAUGCCUGGGCUCAGGCUCAGACAUUAGAACAGUUCGUACGGUCUGUCUACAACACGUGGCAUGACCCGCAAGGGGCUCAAAAGGCCACCGAUGCUAUCAACAACCUUUGUUCCCGCAGGUUCAAGGAUGUUAGAGAGCUUACAAACAAUGUAGAACGCCUUCUCGUGGUACCUGGUGUGCGCUUUGACCAGCAGGUUCUCCUGACGGAUUACCUAAGGUGCCUACUUGCAGAGGUAAGGACCAAGCUGGUCGAUGAGGCGUAUGUCGAACAGCACACCUUCGCUUCGUUUAGUAAGAAAGCUCUGGACAUAGAGGCAAAGUUGGGAACUGCGCAUAGGGCAUCUCAUGAUGGUAGGAAGAGACUACCCCAGGACUGGAAGAAGAAAGGUCUGUUAAUGUCUGUUGACCAUGAUGGUCAAACGACGAAGAUUGAUGAAUUCCCAGACCUUGGGGAGUUCACAGAGCAGGAUGGGGCCAGCGAGACUUCGGAUGGGGGAGUCGUGGCACCCAUCAAGGAAAAGGCUAGGGGGAUCGAGAAGAAGAAGGUAGGACGGCAACCCAUUGCAGCCCCAGGCAGCAUUGAGUAUGCUAUCAAGUAUGAACAAAUGCUAGAGAAGGCAGUGGAACACAUUAAGAAGUCUCAAGAUGCUAUGAUUGCAUCUGAGAACAAACAUAGACGGCCUUCUAACUUUCAGCGCUACCGCAACUGGGGCCUUCUAGGUGCAGCACCCAACAAGGUGAUGAAGAUGGUGUCUACCAUAGCCAGGCCACGUCUGCAGGACACGUCAGCAGUGCCACGUCAGCAGCAGAGGAUACCACAUCAGCAGGCCCCGGCCUGGUCUAUGCUGUUGCGUUCACAUACAACAGUCAUGGACCAGAGGCCCGGAGAAGCAGACGAGGCCUAUCAGGCCCGCAUGCUCGCCUGGAGUACCGAGACAAAGAAACGGGCAGAUGACGUUGCCGCAGCAGCAAAGAAGAAGGAAGAGGAUGCCGAGCAGGCACGUCUGAUGGCAAUUGAACAACAACGUCAGCAUGACGAUGCAGCAGCAAGGGCUGUCGAUGAAGAAAGACACCAACGUCGUAAGAAGAUAUUUACCGGAGAGCAGGCGUUACUUACAAUGGCAGCAGAAUGGCGGACCGAGGCCGAGAAUAGCAAGCUGGAGGAUAGCGCAAACAAGAUAGCGCUCCUUUCGCAUCUCACAGACCUCCUAGCAACCUGCAUUACACAACAGGAGGAGAUCCACAGUCUCGACAACUCGCUAGCUCACGUCCAAAACCGCCUUCAGCGGUUGGAGCAGCCACCAGCCGCCGCCGCCGAUGCAAGCUCUUCCAAUACUUCCGACCGCCUCAAUGCAUUGGAGAUGGACGUCGGCUCACUCAAGGAUGGCGUGCAAUUACAGCAGACGGCGACGCAACAGUUGCAACAGCGGAUCUGCACUACCGCCAACAUCUCGAGUUCGGAACCGCGCGAGACAGCUCCAAAGUUUGACGGGCAGGAUAUCUUCUGCGACUCAAUGAAGACAAAUCCGGUUCCAUGGUUUCGCAAGUUCGAGCUCACGCUGCAGCUCCACGACGUCAAGGAACACAAGCACCACGCAUACUUGUACUCUCGCUCAGGGGGCGCGUGCCAGGCUUGGUUGGACAGCCUGUUGUCCAAGUACGGAGUGGUAGCCAACGACUUGCACACCAAGAUCAGCUGGGAUGAUCUGAAGGCGGCGUGGCACAAGCGGUUCCAGGUGGAGCCGCCGGAGACCAAAGCCAUGGACAAGCUCAUGGUCUUCGAGCAAGGCACGCUGCCGAGUACGGACUGGAUCGCCGAGUACCAACGCUUGGCGUCAGUCCCAGACAUCCAGAUGGGCUUCAAAGCCAUCCGCCAUUACUUCAUCUCAAGGUCAUGGGGCGCGUGCCAGGCUUGGUUGGACAACCUGUUGUCCAAGUACGGAGUGGUAGCCAACGACUUGCACACCAAGAUCAGUUGGGAUGAUCUGAAGGUGGCGUGGCACAAGCGGUUCCAGGUGGAGCCGCCGGAAACCAAAGCCAUGGACAAGCUCAUGGUCCUCGAGCAAGGCACGCUGCCGAGUACGGACUGGAUCGCCGAGUACCAACGCUUGACAUCAGUCCCAGACAUCCAGAUGGGCUUCAAAACCAUCCGCCAUUACUUCAUCUCAAGGUCAUGUCCGACAUUAAGCAAUGCCCUGACGCAUGUUGAGGACACCUUGACGACGACGGCGGAAUUGUUUGACAAGGCCGCGCAGAUCAUCAUCACGAACAAGGAGGCCAAGAACCUCCACGCAGGUCUGCCCAUUGAAAGGCAAGGGCAAACAGGGAAACUGAGCACCACUGAGAGUGACUCAACGACACUCUCGACGCCUUCGGAACCGGUUUCUUCGCGAGUAAUCGGCCUUCAUUCCGAGGCGCACGCGGAAGUCGAUAGUCCUCCUCUUCUACUUUCUUUUGAGGACUAUGCUGCCCGGCUCGUUCCUACGCCGGGUACUCAAGCUCAAGGACAAGAAGUGUGUGCGGUUUCUUCUCCGUCCGGCAACGACGACAUAUCGUCUUCAAGUGGUUCUUCACGGGAUUCGGCACGCGAGUUCAACAUAGAGGCAUUGGACCCGCUCACGUCCGAGGACUUUGCAUGGCUUCCUCUCCCGACCACAGGCCGCAUGCCGGGACCGCAAUGCGCAGCACUUAGCGCUCAUCUCCACACUUACUUAUCCUUCUAUGCACCACCAACUUCGCCGACGGAUGACAAAGUCGCGGUGGGGGACAUCCUGGCGUAUACUACCAAAGUGGCCCGCGAGUUUCGCACGCAUCGGUACGAUGACAACAACGCACCGCUCAUGUAUGUCCGCAUUCAAGUUGGGCAAGCGUCCUGCAGCGCUUCGCUGGAUAGCGGCGCGUCUCGCAACUUCAUGAGCCAAUCCUUUAUGCAAAGGGCUGGCGUUGGCGCACAAUUUUGGAGGAAGGCAAACCCGACGGCGAUCAAGUUGGCGGAUGGAAAGACGCAACAACUUCUCGACCGUUACAUCGAGGCCGUACCGGUCUACUUCGCACCUCAUGCAUGCGAACCGGUGACAUUCGAUAUUCUCGACACGGACUUUGACAUCAUUCUAGGAAUGCCUUGGCUUGCAAGUGCGGAUCACGCGGUCAACUUCCAUCGGCGGACUCUUAGCUUUCGCGACCCCUUCGGCGCGGAAGUGGCGUGUACUAUUCCUCUACCGCACCCUUCGAUCCUGUGCCAAGUGGUGACGGCCAAAUCAUUCCGGGCGACUUGCGCUUACCAGCAGCCCGAGGAGAUUGGCCUAUGUUUCCUACAGACCGUCGCGGUAGCUGACUCUUCACCCACGGACUUGUCUUCGGACCCCCGUGUGGUGCGGUUGCUGGACGAGUUCGCCGACAUCUUCGAGCCACCUACCGGUGUGGUGCCUGAUCGGCCAAUCUCUCACGAGAUGAUCCUUGAGGCCGGUGUCGUGCCGCCGAAAGGUUGCAUCUAUCGGAUGAGCGAGGAGGAACUCGAGGUCCUCCGAGCACAACUCGACGAUUUGUUGGCCAAGGGCUGGAUCCGCCCUAGCAGCUCCCCAUAUGGAGCACCAGUUCUCUUCGUCAGGAAGAGGAACAAGGAUUUACGACUGUGUAUCGACUACCGCAAGCUCAAUGCGCAAACCGUCAAGAAUGCGGAGCCUCUUCCUCGCAUCGACGAUCUUCUGGAGCGAUUGGGCGGCGCAAAGUACUUUUCUAAGUUGGAUUUGAAAUCGAGAUAUCAUCAAAUCUCGAUCCGGCCGAAUGAUCGCUACAAGACCGCGUUCAAGACGCGGUACGGGCAUUUUGAGUGGGUGGUCAUGCCUUUUGGCCUCACCAACGCCCCGACGACCUUUCAAGCGGCAAUGACCAAUGAGUUCCGUGCAAUGCUGGACCGGUUCGUGCUGGUCUACUUAGACGAUAUUCUCGUCUAUAGCCGGACAUUGGAGGAUCAUCUUGGACAUCUUCGACGAGUGUUGGAGACGCUCCGCCGCGCCAAGUACAAGGCCAACCAUGACAAGUGUGAAUUUGUCUGGCAAGAGCUAGAAUACUUAGGCCAUUUUGUCACACCGGAGGGCAUCUUUCCGCUAUCGGACAAGAUUCAGGCCAUCCAAGAGUGGGCGGAGCCUCGGAACGUCACUGAUGCUACUCGAAGAUCGCGGCCCACUUGAACAAGCUUCAAUGCGAGGAUCGGUCGUUUGACUUCGGAGAGGAGGCGCGGGGAUCAUUCUUCGCUCUCAAAGCCGCGCUA